Aureococcus anophagefferens is the source of this 820-nucleotide messenger RNA. RefSeq names its product expressed protein. The record is from RefSeq and is a predicted model, not a curated record. The transcript has a single exon. NCBI's taxonomy places the organism in Eukaryota, Pelagophyceae, Pelagomonadales, Pelagomonadaceae. The annotation marks the transcript as partial.
CGUAGGCCCCCGCGAUGCUGAAGCUGGUCGCCCUCGCCGCCGGCGCCGCCGCCGCGUGCGUCGACGACGCGUCGUGGACCUUCGACCUCAACGGCGUCGACGGCCAGGCGCUGACGUGCUCGAAGCUCGCGAGGAAGCUAAACAAGGGCGUCCCGGCCGCCAAGGCGCGCCGGCUCGCGGCCAUCGGCCGGUCCGCGUGCCCCGCCGCGACGGGCGCGUGCGCCGGCCCCGCGCGCGGCCUCUCGGAGAGAGGCGCGGCGCGGUGUUACGACGCGGACCGCGAGGAGAUCCCCGCGGCCGUCUGCGCGUGCCACGCGAGCUGCAACGGCUGCGGCUACACGGCGGACCGCAUGCCGACGCGCGCGUCGGACUGCGUCGCGUGCCCCGAGGGCUCGUUCCUCUUCCCGCAGCGCGACGACAUGACGGGCCUCUGCGUCGGCGACUACGCGCCGACGCCCCUCCCGUCCUACGCGCCGAGUGCGCGCCGCGGCUACCUCGACGGCGCGCCGGGCACCUGCGCGGAGACGUGGACCGUGCCGUCGCUGCCCGGCUGCGAGGCGCCGCAAUUUGGCUGCCCGGCGACGGCCUGCGACGGCGAGGACCGGCGGUGGUGCUGCCCGCCGGGCGCCGCCGACUGCGCGACGGAGUGGCGCCACUGCGGCGACGACGCGCCGACGGCGGCGCCGACCUACGGCCCGUCGGCCAAGCCCACGCACCGCCCGUGGUACAAGCCCACGGACCGCCCGGCCUGAGCCGGCCCCGCCCCGCCCCGCCCCCGACGCCCGCCCGUUCGACGCGUCCUACGUUGCAUGAGCUGGUG